This is a messenger RNA of Annulohypoxylon maeteangense, 1588 nucleotides long. RefSeq names its product putative monooxygenase. Gene Ontology annotation, molecular function: FAD binding. The record is from RefSeq and is a predicted model, not a curated record. Lineage: Eukaryota; Fungi; Ascomycota; Sordariomycetes; Xylariales; Hypoxylaceae. The coding region runs from base 180 to 1409 and encodes 409 amino acids. The transcript has 4 exons.
GUUUCUCAAUGGGGAGUUUCUCAGCUGGUGUUGAUGUUGAUAACAUGAUGUUAACAGAAUUAUAUAAGACAACCACUUCGGUGGCUUACUACCAUCGUAGUUUGAACAGACGACACAAACGACCUGUUAUCGAAGCUUGAAUAUUGUACUCAUAUCAUUACCCCUUUAGGAUAAUAAAGAUGGCGAAAGGAGCUUCUCCUCAUGUCUUGAUCGUGGGCGCUGGCCUAGGUGGUUUAUUGCUCGGUCAGAAUCUGCGCAAGAACAACAUCUCAUUCGAGAUCUUCGAACGAGACCCAAGCGAUAAUGUUCGAAUUCAAGGAUGGGCAAUCGGUCUUCACACGAUUCUCGACGAACUCGACGCCUCAGUUCCAGAUGACCUAGGCUCGCGCGAUUUCAUAAACCACUUGCUCCCCCUGAAGCACAACUAUGAGUUUGCCUGGUACAGACAUGACCGUACCACGAAACUCGGCGUGCGCGAUGACGGAAGCGGAAAGUUCAUCCGCGCGAACCGAGCCCGUCUACGGAACUGGCUGGCGACGAAUAUGCCGAUCCAAUACGGCAAGCGAGCUCUCCGCAUCGAAGAAAGCAAUGAUACCGUGACGGUUCACUUCGAAGACGGGACUUCGGCUACCGGUGAUAUCCUCGUUGGUGCAGAGGGGCCUUACAGCCCAACCCGAAAAUACCUCCUAGGAGGCAAAGACGUCAUCCGGAAGCCGCGCCAAGGAACAAUCAGCGGCGAAGCCAUCCUCAGCGGGCGCGAGAUGAAAGAGCAACUAGCAUUAGGCCACUCCUGCUACCUCGUCGACAUAAGCCCGGACGACGAAAACCCCUCGUUCCUCUUCUGCGGGCUGAGCGAGGCCUUCGAAGACGGGAAGUCCGGGCGGUACUACUACAACAUGUUCUGGCGCGACGAGGGAGCCACGGACAAGAACUUCUGGCCGUACUCCGCUAGCAAGGAGAAGCUGUACGAGACGGCGUUGGAGAAGACGGCGCACUUGCCGGAUAAACUGAGGUCCAUCGUAGUGCGGACUGGACCGGAAGGGAUGAAGCAGCCGCCUAUCCACUUCUGGACUCUGACUAUGACCCCUGACCAGCUGCCCCACGGGAGGGUUACGUUGAUGGGUGACUCCGCACACGCUAUGCCUUCAUUCCGAGGCGAAGGAGGUUUCCACGCCCUCCUCGACGCGCUGAACCUCGGAAAGGCCCUCGCGAAGAUAAAGACGAACGACACGGCCGUGAUCAAGAAAGUGCUCGGCGAAUACCAAGACGAGAUGAUCGAGCGAGGAUCAAAGGCCUCGGCGUGGUCGAGCAUCGCUUUUGACCAGGCAUGGAGCAGCGAGAAUGCCCAGCCCAAGAUCGUCUGGGGUCUUCCUGUGGUGCCUCUCCCCGAAGAGAAGAUCGAUGAAUAAUUGCGUAGAUACCUAUAUUUCUGGGUUGGAUGGGAUUGUGUAUGAUAAAUAUUACUAGUGUAGUGGGACAUAGGACAACCUUUGCUUAUAUAUGAAAUACCCAUUGGAGAAAUCCAGCGCAGCGCCGAGCUCAACCUCGGGAGUUUUUAUCGGGAUGGACUUGGGGGAGUUACGUAUUA